This is a messenger RNA of Trichomonas vaginalis G3, 670 nucleotides long. RefSeq names its product DNA/RNA polymerase superfamily. Lineage: Eukaryota; Parabasalia; Trichomonadida; Trichomonadidae. The annotation marks the transcript as partial. The record is from RefSeq and is a predicted model, not a curated record. The transcript has a single exon.
AUGGUAUCAUCAACUGUCAAAAUAAAGCCGCAAAGCGGCGAGGUCGUAGACCGUGAUAAAACAUUUACGAGGAAUUUUUGCUUAACAUCAAGUGAUUCGUUCAUCUCUGAUUGGAUUGAAUUUUUAUUUUCAACCUGUUCAUUAGUUGCUAAAUCAAAUAUUGAACAAUAUGAAGAAUUAUUGAAGUCGCAAACGGACCAAACGGCGGGGACUUUGUCUCAUACAUUAAAUGAAAAACAGAAGGAAGCAUUUAAAGAACUUCUAGAUGAGGAAUUCAAUAAAGUGAAUAUCAUAGGUUUUAAUUCGGGAAAGUUUGAUUUAAAUUUAAUUCUUCGUGAUUUAAACACUGCAAAAUGGAAAAUAAAAUCAAUGCUGGGUUCUUCUUCUCAAUUUAAGCAAAUCAUUGUAAAGAAAACAAACUGUCCAUAUGAAUUAAGAUUUAUUGACAUCAGAAAUUAUAUAGCGGGUGGAACAUUAGACCAAUUCACUCAAGAUUUCGGAAACAAUAAAUCACGUGUUAAAUCCUUUUUCCCUUAUCAAUUCAUCACAUGGGAGAAUUACGAAGAAGAAUUAUAUAAAGUGGAACCAUUCACUCAAGAUUCAUUUUAUUCAGCAUUAACUCAAGAAACAUAUCCGAUUCAGAUUAUCAAAUAUAUCUCAAUGAUGCUAA